AUGGCACGAGGCAAGCUAGUGUUCAAAGGGGACGAUGCGAAAAAGAAGAAGAAGAAAAAGGCCAAGCAUUCGAGCAGCAAGGGCGAUGAAACGAGCGUGAGCGUGUCGACAGUGGCGGCAGCGGCAUCCGUGGCCAGUGCGCCCACCACUACAGCAGCUGUGCCCCAGAUGGUGACGGGCAGUGGCAAAAUCACAACGAGCGGUACGGUGGUGACGGGUCAUGGGACCAAAUUUGGCAAGGAGAUUGCAGCGGGAGACGCCUUGAUUGUGAUGGAGAAUGGCCAGCAGCAGAUGCGUGUCGUGACAAUGCGCUUGUCGGAUAUCUCUCUCAAUCUCUCGUCGGCGUUUGGGACUUCGUUCAAGACUCCCACAUCCUACAAAGUCAUUCGCAAACCACGAGACGACGCCAAAUUGAAACGUCUACAAGCCGAACAGGACUCGCUCUCCAAAAAGGAACAAGAAGAAUUGGCAUCGGGAACGUUUGGAUCCAACGAAGAGUUUGUCUAUCGAGUACGAACCGAAACGGGAAAUUACAGAAUUAAACGAGAAAAAACAAGCAACAGCAGUACCAGAACCGAUAUGCUAGACAUGAGGAGCAAAAAGACAUCCGAUAAGUAUUGCUGAACUGUACGGUAAUAAUAUAUAAUAUGACAAGGAGCAACGAAAUGAAGACUAUUAGCUGGAAUCCGGGUCUUUGGGAGUAGAUGAAUGUGUUGAAGCAAGUUGGAUGAUCGCGUAUCGGUAGACAAAAUUAUCUAUCUACUGUAGACAAGCUUUCUCUAUAGAAGGUUUAGAAGAAUCAAAACUAUACUUUUUUCGACCCCCUACGGGUAGCCUGAGAAACUGAGGCAUUGGCUUGGUGAGGAUUAUUUGAGGAAAGCCAGGAUCGGGCCAAGCUUUAUGGAAUGGAAGACUCAAAU
Messenger RNA from Seminavis robusta, 920 nucleotides. The record is from the annotation of a GenBank genome assembly. Lineage: Eukaryota; Bacillariophyta; Bacillariophyceae; Naviculales; Naviculaceae.